AUGACCCACUUGGUGAAGCAGGCGGAGAAGAAGAAGAAGAAGAUCGGAUAUUUGAAUCAGCUGGAAGUGCAGAAGGGGAUGCUGAAGUUUCGAGACUUCGACGCCGAGUACUUCAAAGAGAAGGACAGAAUUUUGCUGCAAAUGGAGAAGAUCCUGAUCUACCUGAAGGUGGAGACGAUGGAGAACCUGGUGGUGCAGAAGAUGAAGAAGAUGAAUCUUUUGUGGUGGGAGAAUCACCUGAACAAAGGUAUCAACGCUACAUCCGAUCUUCCAUGGACGAAGUCAGUGAUCCUGAUGAAUGGUGUGAAACCCAUUAUGGUUUCGCAACAGCUGAUGAUCUUGGCGCAGGUGGGGCUACGACGCGGUCAAGGUCACGAGAAGGUUCUGAUGGUGAAGAACAUCCUCCUACAGCAAAAGCAAUGCCGAAACCUUUGGCAAGAAAUGUGGAAAGGAGGGGCGCCAGAUGCUUUGGAUGAUUACCGCUGGGAUUUGCUGAUGCAGGGAAUUGGGCCAGAACACCUUGUGGUUUUGAAUUGCAACAACUUGGCCAAUUUCAUUCACAUAGAAGCAGACCCAAUGGAGCAACGACGUCUUCAACGUCUUUUGAGGUUGGAAGCCCAAGACAUGAAGAAGGUGAAGAAGAAGAAGAUGCGUAUACAGACGAUCCCUCUCAACCUGGAGAUCGAGAUGACCAAGACCAUGGUGAUGAUGGAAGAGAAAGUCAUGGAGGUAGCAGAAGCUAUGACUACGACGAUGUGGCCCAUGGACAUCGUGGACGCGCUGAUGGCGGCGCUGGCGGCUCUGGUGGCAUUGGUGGAAGUGGUGAACACCUUGGAGGAGUCGCUGGAUGUAUUCAUUUCGAGUCCUGAAGGAUGCAAACGAGGCAUUGAUUGCAGAUAUUGCCACUUCGAGCAUCCAGUAGUCCAGCUCGAGCACCGAAUCCGCAAAAGCAUGCGGGACAGGAUCAAGCGUAGACUCGAACCGCUCUGCUUUAAGGAUGCUGAUUUAGAGGCAAUUCACGAUGAUCUUCAGAAAGAAGCGGCAAAACAUCCUUUGGCUCGGAUUCGCAUUCAGGCCUAUCUGCGAACCCGUGGAAGAACUUCCUGUGCUCACACGGGACCCUCCCAAGGUGACUUCAAUGCACAGCCAGGCCAAUCGCAGCAGUAUCAGCUACAGUACCAGUGA
This is a messenger RNA of Cladocopium goreaui, 1185 nucleotides long. NCBI's taxonomy places the organism in Eukaryota, Dinophyceae, Suessiales, Symbiodiniaceae. The record is from the annotation of a GenBank genome assembly.